This is a messenger RNA of Aspergillus bombycis, 1686 nucleotides long. Its product is annotated as cytochrome P450. Gene Ontology annotation, molecular function: heme binding; oxidoreductase activity, acting on paired donors, with incorporation or reduction of molecular oxygen; iron ion binding. Lineage: Eukaryota; Fungi; Ascomycota; Eurotiomycetes; Eurotiales; Aspergillaceae. The coding region runs from base 1 to 1686 and encodes 561 amino acids. The record is from RefSeq and is a predicted model, not a curated record. The transcript has a single exon.
AUGGAUUAUAUGCACUCCAUCCUCUCCGGUCCAGCUUUGGGGAUAAUCUGCGGCGUAAUUCUCAUCUUUCUCGGCAUAGUCAUCCACGAUGUUCACUUGUGGAAGUGCCUACCUCCGGGUCCUGUCCCGACUCCACUGAUUGGCAACAAGCUUCAGAUCCCGUCAAAGCACCCUUGGAUCAAGCUUCAGGAGUGGUCGCGGAUAUAUGGUCCAAUAUAUACCAUAUGGCUGGGUCGACGGCCGACGGUGGUGAUAUCUGACCCGUCAAUUGCCUCCGAGCUGCUCGAAAAACGGUCUAAGAAAUACAGCACACGCCCACGGUUUGUCACCAUGGGUGAGAUCUACUGGGAUAUGGCCAGCAUUCUUGUUCAACCGUAUGGCAAGGAAUGGCUCAUUCGCCGCCGGCUCUUGCACUCUGCCCUGACACCGCGGGCCCUCGACAACUACAAACUAUUACAGCAGGCCGAGUCAAGUCGGCUAUGCUAUCAGCUACUAGAAAGUGCACACGAAUGGGAAUCACUAUUUGACCGGCUCGCGUCGUCGAUUGUGUUCGCCGUCUCGUAUGGGCACCGUGUGGAUAGCGCUGAGUCUCCCGUGGUUAGACAGCGACUUGAAUUCAUGCAAUAUGCUUCCAGUUUGAAUGUUCCAGGAGCGUACCUGGUGGAGUCCUUCCCCAUACUGAAAUAUCUACCGGAUUGGAUUGUACCAUGGAAGGCAGAGAUCAAACGCCGUGGUCGUCUUGAGGCUGACGCCAAUAUGACACUGGUUCAUGUGGUGCGACAGGAUAUUGAGUCCGCGAAACAGUCCCCGGGAGCAGAGCCGCUUUUUAAUAGUUUGACCAAGCAGCUCCUCGAGGCCAGAGAUUCCGACCCGACGGCAUUUCCGUUGACUGAGCGGGAUUUUAGCUACAUUCCGGCUUCCCUUUUCGGUGCUGGAUCCGACACAACGUCUUCCACAUUAUGCUCAGCCAUGCUGGCCAUCGUGACAAAUCAAGUAGUGUUGGAGAUAGCACAGGCCGAGCUAGAUUCCGUGGUGGGGCCUGGUCGAUUGCCUACAUUUGAGGAUAUACCCAAGCUCCCGUAUCUACGCGCACUUUGUAAAGAGGUUCUGCGCUGGCGCCCUGUGGCUAUAUUGGGUGGAACACCGCAUGCUUGUUCUGAAGAUGAUUAUUAUCGCGGGUACUAUAUUCCUCAGGGGACAGUCAUGUUGGGAAAUUCGUGGGCAAUCAAUAUGAAUCCUACCUAUUAUCCCAGUCCGGAUCAGUUCAACCCUUUUCGCUUUCUCGACAUCGACCCGCAUCGGCUGCCUUAUCUCCCAAAGGAAUAUAUCCCGUCGGUUAAACAAGACAAAGGAUCCGCGCAUCCAAGCAAGCUUGGCCAUAGCUCUUUCGGCUGGGGUCGUCGUAUCUGCCCUGGCGCAGAUCUUGCGACCAAUACUCUACUCAUUACCCUCUGUCGGCUACUGUGGUGCUUCCACAUUCGACCCAUCCCUGGGCAUGUCUAUGAUACACUAGACUAUACAAAUGGCUUCAACGUCAGACCGCGGAAUCUGCAGCUGGGCCUGCAAGUUCGAUCGGAUCAACAUCGCCACGUCUUAGAAAGGGAAUAUGAAGAUGCGAUCGCGUUUCUCCAAACGCUUUCGCCCUUUGACGAAAAUAUGCUGCAAAGCACCGGCCGACAGGUUUAA